Neltuma alba is the source of this 2316-nucleotide messenger RNA. RefSeq lists its product as uncharacterized. The coding region runs from base 1 to 2316 and encodes 771 amino acids. Lineage: Eukaryota; Viridiplantae; Streptophyta; Magnoliopsida; Fabales; Fabaceae. The transcript has 4 exons. The record is from RefSeq and is a predicted model, not a curated record.
AUGGCUGAUAAGGCAAUUUCCAAAGUUGAAGCCUCCAACAUCCCCACAAUUGAUGCAAAUCACCCUCUUUACUUGCACCCUUCGGACACACAAGCUACAACCUUAGUUUCUCAAGUGCUCACCGGUUCCAACAAUUACUUGGUUUGGAGCUGUGCUAUCCGUCUGGCAUUACAAGGGAAGAAUAAAUUGGGUUUCAUCGAAGGCACAUACACCCGCACCAAUGAACCACAUCUCAAAGAACAGUGGAAUCGCUGUAAUGCUGUGGUCCUUUCUUGGCUGAUCAAUUCAGUGGAUAAGGAGGUAGCUAAUGGUAUUUCUUCCAUUACUCAAGGGACAGUUACUGUGUCUGCGUAUUUAUCUAAGCUCAAGGAACUCUGGGAUGAAUAUGCACUGUUAGUUCCCUUGCCCACCUGUCAGUGUGAAACUGCUCAAGAAUACAUUAGAAUAGUAGAGCAGCAGCGGCUCUUUCAGUUUCUUAUGGGCUUGAAUGACAUUUUUCAACAAGCGCGAUCACAAAUUCUUUUAAUGUCUCCAUUACCGACUCUCAACCAAGCCUAUGCCAUGAUCUCCCAAGAUGAGGAUCAGAGGCUUAUAUGUUCACAGCAACCUUAUAGCCCAUUUGAUGCAGCAAUAACUAGAGGAAGGAGAUCUGGAAGAGGACGUGGCAGGGGAAGAUCCCAAGAUGAAUGCAGUCAUUGUCAUCGCAGAGGCCACAAGAAAGAGCAAUGCUUUGAGUUAGUUGGAUAUCCUCCUAACUUCAGAGGAAGAAAGGUUCAGAUAGGCCACCUGAAUCGAGUAGUAGGAGAACAGACACCUCAGUCCUCUAUACCUUCAAACAACUCGGGAAAUCAAACCUCUAUCACCCAACAGCAGUACAAUAAGAUCCUACAGCUUCUCAAGAGUGAUGGUAAUGAAGAUAUGAUUGGGACAGCAGAUUACAUUGAGGAACACAUUUCAGGUAAUAUUAAUGCACUCCCCUCUGAUCUCUGUAAAACCCAUUGGAUACUAGACUCUGGAGCAUCUUGUCAUGUAGUUAGUAGUCUUACUCUGCUUGAUAGUGCUAUGGUUUACUCAGGACCCCUUAGGAAAAUCAGAUUGCCUAAUGGUGAUAAAAUUACGGUCACACACACUGGCACAGAGAUUUUAACUGGGAGGUCUCAGGUGAUUGGUAGAAUCCAUAGUGGGUUAUACUUGAUUGGAAAAAUUUUAACCUUGGACAAUGCUCUUAUGAAUCUUCCAUCAAAAGACACAAGGAAAGAAACCUCUCAACUGUGGCACUAUAGACUAGGACAUGCUCCGUUAGAAGUCAUUAGGCAUAUAGACAAGAUAAAGAAUGAAAUUCCUAGGGCUGAAGUCAGCAUUUUUAUGGGGUAUCCACCUAAUCAAAAGGGCUAUUUAUUGUAUAAUCUUAAGACCAAGACUAUGUUUGUUAGUAGACAUGUCAAUUUUGUGGAAACCAAGUUUCCUUUUAAAGAUAUUUCAUUUGAUAAUCAAGCAUCAGGGACUGGUAAGUCUGCCUUGGAUUAUUUUGCCUAUGAUGAUCAUGUUUCCACCAAGUCUAAUCCUAGACAGUCCAUUAUUAACAAUGAAUCUGCUGACCCUCCUGAUAUUCUUGAUCACCAUGGAGAUGAGGUUAAUAUUGAUACUGAACAGCAUGUAGAAGGAAUUGAUAGACCUAUUCAGAACAGUAAAUCCCCUACUUGGCUCAAUGAUUAUGUCUGUCUUGGUGACACAGUUGAUAGUAACCAAGGAAAAGUCAAGUGCCGGUAUCCCUUGCAUGAAUAUAUUACUUAUGCUCAUGUUUCUGCUGAUUAUAAGAAUUAUUUACUUUCCACUGACACUGUUGUUGAGCCUUAUAGCUUUGAGCAUGCAGCAAAGGAUCCCAAAUGGAUGACUGCCAUGAGAGAGGAAAUGCAAGCUCUUGAGCAGAAUCACACUUGGGAUAUUGUCGAUAAUCCAAAAGGUAAAAGGGCUAUAGGUUGUAAAUGGGUGUUUAAGGUAAAAUAUAACUCUGAUGGUAGUGUUGAACGUUACAAAGCCCGUUUAGUAGCUAAAGGGUACAGUCAACAAGAAGGUAUUGAUUAUUUUGAGACCUUCUCUUCGGUUGUCAAAAUGGUUACAGUUAGGUGUAUUUUAACUCUUGCAGCCAUGCAUUGUUGGCAUCUUUUCCAAAUGGAUGUCAACAAUGCAUUUCUGCAGGGGGGCCUACAAGAGGAGGUCUAUAUGAAAAUUCCUCAGGGGUUUGAUCAGUUUGUCGGCACCAAAGUUUGCAAACUAAACAAGUCUCUAUAUGGCCUCAAGCAAGCAUCCAGAUAG